AUGCGGCGUAACACGUGGCUUCGCACGGCGGCGGCACACCUCCUCGCUGACGGUGAGUGUCGUCUCACACGGAUGGCUGACCACGUUGGCGUGCUUGCGCUUAACCGCCCCUCCCGCAAAAACGCGAUCGGCCAGAUACUUCUCCGCGAACUACGCGAGUGCAUCCGCAUGUGCAGCGAUCCGGCAAACGCCAUCCACUGCCUUGUGGUUGAGAGCCAAGUUGACGGUAUCUUCUGCGCCGGUUCGGACUUGAAAGAACGUCGCACAAUGUCGGUGGAGGCGUCCCGCGCGUUUGUGCAGGACCUCCGCGACACGUUUACCGCAUUUGAGGAUCUACCGAUGCCCACCAUUGCCGCGGUAGAGGGGAAUGCUCUCGGCGGUGGCUGCGAACUGGCGCUCUGCGCUGACAUGCGUGUGGCCGGAGCCGCGGCGCAGUUUGCGCUACCGGAGACGGGUCUUGCGGUUAUUCCUGGCGCCGGCGGGACGUACCGUGCCCCGCUGGCGAUGGGCCUUAGCCGCGCGCUGCAUUUUAUUUUGACUGCGGAACAGCUGACGGCCGAGCGAGCGCUGCAGCUUGGCCUCGUCAACGAGGUCGCGCCCAACGGUGAGGCGUUCGCGGCGGCGUUAGAGCUGGCACGACGUAUUGCCCGCAACGGGCCGGUGGCGUUGGCGGCAGCGAAGGCGGCGGUGCGUGGUGGGUAUGGGCGGCCGCGUGACGAGGCCAUGGCGUGCGAAACUGCGCAGUACGAGGUGGUGCUGGCGACGGAGGACCGUCUGGAGGGUCUGCGGGCAUUUGCGGAGAAGCGGCCGCCGAGGUACGUGGGGAAGUGA
Trypanosoma rangeli is the source of this 831-nucleotide messenger RNA. Its product is annotated as enoyl-CoA hydratase/isomerase family protein. Gene Ontology annotation, biological process: fatty acid beta-oxidation. Bases 1 to 831 code for a protein of 276 amino acids. Gene Ontology annotation, molecular function: enoyl-CoA hydratase activity. Gene Ontology annotation, cellular component: mitochondrion. The transcript has a single exon. NCBI's taxonomy places the organism in Eukaryota, Euglenozoa, Kinetoplastea, Trypanosomatida, Trypanosomatidae. The record is from RefSeq and is a predicted model, not a curated record.